UCACUGCCCGCCGAGCAGGAAGACGUUAGACUCAGCUGCUGAGUGUAGUACCGGCUGAAAUGCUGCGAAUAUGUAGACCUAUGCCAAAGACGGCUCAUUUCUGAACACACUGUUCAGAACUUUUAAGGAUUUUGUUUUUUGUUUUGUUGCCUUGAACUGAAAAUGUCGGUAAUCCAUCCCACAUUACACUACCCUUGCUCAUGUGGUGCUCAAAGCUGUGCUUCGUUCAAGGGAUACAGCACCGUCAUGGGGAACCAUUAUAGACAAGUGGGAUUUUUUAACCAUUAUUUUCAAUGCUGCUUUGUAAUCUGGCACUGGAUGAAUUGUUAUGACCGGAGAUUACGGAAAACUGGGCCUGAACGGGAGAACAGCAGAAAUGAUCUAGUUACUCCUCCAACACGUUCAAGGGUCAAUGGUUGGACAUUACCUCUGCAUUCCUUCCAGCUGAUUGCCUUUGUGCUAUAUUUCUACCUGGCAGUUGUUGCCUUUGGGAUUUACAUACCAAUGUUGCCAUAUGCUUGGAAAUAUGCUGGUUAUGCUAUAAUUGGCACAUUGUUUGUGUAUCAUUUCAUUGUCCACCUGAUUGCUGUCUCCAUUGAUCCAGCAGACAGCAGUGUGCGUACCAGAAAAAACUACAACACUCCCAUGCCAACUCUUGAUCGAGCCAAGCAUCCCCAUGUCAUUCAGAAUCAGCACUGCUACUUGUGUGAAGUGGAUGUGGGAGUGAAAGCCAAACAUUGCAGCACUUGUAACAAGUGCAUUUCUGAUUUUGAUCAUCAUUGCAAGUGGCUGAACAACUGUGUAGGAGGGCGAAACUACUGGUUUUUCUUCAAUACUGUGGUGUCAGCUGUUCUUGGUAUCCUGAUGAUUGUACUCGUUACCCUUUAUGUUUUCAUCCAGCAGUUUGUAAAUCCAGAAGAACUUCGCACAGCCCCUCAGUUUGAAAAUGUUCGAGGAAACAACACUUGGUUGGUAUUUCUGCCCAUUGCUCCCGUGGAGACAACACAAAUUGGAAUCUCAGUCAUAGCAGGAAUCACCAUUAUCCUUGGGAUCGCUUCACUGAUGUUACUUGGUCAUCUGUUGGGCUUUCACAUUUACCUGUUGUUCAACAAGUUAAGUACGUAUGAAUAUGUUGUGCGGGAGCGUCACAAGCAGGAUGUACGAGGCCAAGGAAGUGAUGUCGAGUCUGCCCAGAAUGCAUCUGCUAGGAUGACUGCUCUUCAGGGUCUGCCUGUAGCAAAGUCACAGGCAGAAGCAGAACUCGCUGCAUCCUCCAGAUCAAGUGCUUUAAAAUAUCAAGACCAAGGUCCAGUUGCCAACAGACUAUCCAACAGUAUCUGUCUGGAGACUUCAAGUGUUUCUACAGCUACAAGCUCCUCACAUACUGGGCAGGUUCUGAUUAAAAGGCCUAAAAGUGGGUUCAAAGGGGACAGUCAUAUUGAUGAGACUAAAUUCACUUCGGAGAGAACAUCUACUGUUAGCUCUAUUCCUGAACCACUGGACAACUCUGAUGUAACGCUACAGACUGAUCAUAAGAGCACUCAAGGGUCUCACCGACGAAGCCUGGAGUCCAUAGAAGAGAUCCCAGUUGUACAAAAUCCUCUUGGUAGUGCUGCUAUGGACAAUGGACACAGGGACAAUAAUGGCAAUACAGGGAAGUGCUUAGAUGCAUCCAAUCAUAAUGUGCUUCUGGACAACACUGCAGACUUGCUGGUGAAUCCAAGGGACUCUGUGCAGUUGUCUGUGAGAAGUGUUGGCCAGCAACCGACAAGGACUUCUUUGGUCAGACAGGAUAGAGAUACAGCUCAUCAGAGGCACAGCCAAUUAACACAGCAGUCCAGUGAUGUUGGGCAGAAUACUGUGUCGGGGUGAAUUGAAGACUUUCACUGAACGCAACUAAAGCUUUGAGAGAGAAAAGUAGAUCUAAAGCAUAGAGUUUACUGUCGUCUUCUUGUGAUUGGCCUGCAGUCAACAGCAUCAUCAACAGGCUGAGUGCUGGACAAGUGCAGAAUUCCAAGGAGUGGCGUUAUUUGUCAUAAUUGCUCUGUAUCCUAGUGGUGACAUGAUGGGGUUCAUCUAACGACAAUGGUGAAAAGCGUGACUCACAGAAGAAAACAGUCUGGCUAAUUUAAACAGUUCAGACCCCAAAUGUCCUCAAUUGACACAAGCUGAGUCUGACAGUAGUUAGACCCCACUCCAGUAGUGACCCAUAAACUCUCCCAACUCCAAACUGGAGACCCUGUGCCAAAUUCUGAGGAGUGAGUCAAUUAUACAGCUGGGUGAUCUAUGCCACUGAAAGGGCAUUUUAGUCCUGCCUACCCCAAUCCAUUUGUUCACAAUAAAAUGCCCCCGCAGCUAUUCCACCAGAAGCCAUUUCUGAUUCUGAAAAAUGGUGAGAGGAAUAUCUUUCACUCCAAGCAAAAUACACACAAUUGAAAGAAAGGCAAGUGACCUGUUCUGGGAUUGAUCAUCUUUCCCUUAGGACAUCUACUUGACCUUAUCAGCCACCUGGUGUCAGAUCCACUUCGACCAAUUGAUGGAAUAAUUUCUUGAAGAAAUCUGAGAACAUAUUAUGUGCAACCUUCUCCUCUCCCAACCCCUCCCCACCACUACCACCACCAAUUGAGUACUGUUGCCCUUGCAACCCCAAGUAUUACAGGCCUCAAUUCCAAUCAAAUUUGUAGGUCUACACUGUUUCUUAAUGAUUGUUGAAAGUGUAAUUAGCAACUAGAAGUUGGAAGUGAAGUUGAGCAACAGAAAUUAUUACCUACUUUUCAAAAAUAAAACCUAAUUUAUAUCACUUAAACUUAAUACACAGAUGUAAGUUCACCUUCAUUCACACCACAUUGGCGAAUGAUCCCUAGGCCAAGAGAAUGCUGUUUCCAUAAAAUGGCAUAUGAUAUUUCUUUAGCAUACUGGCUCAGAAAAGUGCAUGUGACUUUCUCAUGGUCAAAGUUCCCAUGAAAACCUGCUCACAUGCAGAGCCUAUCAUUGCUAUCCAGAGUUAGGUACUUUAGACUGAACAGCUCACAAAGUUCAAUAUGUCAGUUUUUUUGAUCUGCACCUAUCAAGGAAACCUUUAACUUUCUACAUUGUCCAAUCUGAUGAAGAUGAGAGUUGCUUUUUCCCGAACUAAUGUGAAUGUAGAUCUGCUUGGCUGGCAGCUCUGCAGUCUCAGCAGUGCCAGGAUCGAGUGGUGAGCACUGCAGGGGUGAUAAGCAGUCCCUGAGGAGGAAAAGUCAUGGAGCCCAAACUCCGAGGCAAGGUCAAUAUUUUGGAUGAACCUGUCUUGCAGACACUAGGGAAGGAGGGAAUGGAUGGGGUAGUUCUAGUGGGUGCAAGGACCUAGAGAAUACCCUAGAGAAAGUACUCCCCAACCCAUUCGUUUUUCUGUCUGACAGCAGCCCAUACAGUUAAUACUGUUGGCUGCUCUCUAAGCUUCCAUCUUCUCUUACCAGACACGAAAUAACAAUAGGAGUGGAAUGAAAGCAUGAAGCAGCCAUUACUUGGGGUUAGUUAGGGGCCUGAAUAGGUGGAUGGGUUGCUGAGCACUUGUCCAUGCAUCAUAAUAUGGGAGACAGGUUGGGCACACGACAGUGAGAAGGUCAUCCAUUUUGGUUUAUGAGCUCCCUGACUUUCAAACAUGUUGAUGGCAGAUUUGUAAAUGUUACAGUCCUACAGACAUAGUAUGUUGAUUUCCUUACACAGAAAAAUGCAACGGAGGACAGUGGAAAUGAAAGAUCUAUUGUAAAAUUUUGCUGUCUCAUGUCAGAUGUCCCAUGAAAAUUUAGCAAUAAAUCAUGGAUAUAGCUAACUGAAGUGCUAAUUGACAUUUUACUCUACCUUUAUUACACAAAACAUACAAACAAAUUCAAUGCAAAACAGUUUAUUUUGAAGCAUGUGAUCAAUCAGGGAAACCACCAUCUGUCAUGAUCUGUCACUAUCUGUCAUAACAGAAGACCCACAGUCAUAUCCAAAAAUUAAACAGAAACAAAUGAAUGGAGGAACUCCCUGAAUUGCAUAAACUGAAAAUGCACAUACUAUGUAGCCUGAAGAUAGGGUUGGUGACGGCUGGAAUGGAUUAUGGCUGUCAGAAAUCCCAUAAGCUUGCACAUUAUUUUGUGGGCUCCUGACAGGUUUCUACACACCACUAGAGAUCCCAGUUUGAGAAUCACUGAUCCACACUAAUCCAUAUAAUGCCCUUUAACAGUAAAUACAAAACAGUUUCUCCAUAGUGAAUUUCAAGUAUUUUGAAUGAGACUAAUUUAUUAAUCAUUUCAUAGAAUAUUAAAAUGUUCUAUGUGCACACACUUGGCUUAUUGUGUUUUCAAUUUCCUGUAUUAAUAUUUCUAAUGGAAAUUCCCGAUGUAAACUGCCAUGGUGUAGCAAGACCUUCCAUCAAGGACUUCCCUUAUAAUCUUAUGAUCUGUUCAUGGAACUGUACCACUUCCAUUGGCAGCAGGAUAUAAUUACAAUGUGACAAGCUAAAAUAGGGAGUUUCCAUUAGAAAUAGGAAAUGAUCACACAAAAAAGGGCAGCAUGGCUAAAUUAAGUCUUUGUGUCUUGAGUCGAAGAGUGUGGCGGUGGAAAAGCACAGUGA
This is a messenger RNA of Hemiscyllium ocellatum (epaulette shark), 4600 nucleotides long. It is a transcript of the gene zdhhc11, whose product is annotated as zinc finger DHHC-type containing 11. Gene Ontology annotation, biological process: protein targeting to membrane; peptidyl-L-cysteine S-palmitoylation. Gene Ontology annotation, cellular component: endoplasmic reticulum; Golgi apparatus. The transcript has 11 exons. Gene Ontology annotation, molecular function: protein-cysteine S-palmitoyltransferase activity. The record is from RefSeq and is a predicted model, not a curated record. Lineage: Eukaryota; Metazoa; Chordata; Chondrichthyes; Orectolobiformes; Hemiscylliidae. The coding region runs from base 163 to 1872 and encodes 569 amino acids.